Molecule: messenger RNA, 1421 nt
Organism: Pyrgilauda ruficollis (rufous-necked snowfinch)
Lineage: Eukaryota; Metazoa; Chordata; Aves; Passeriformes; Passeridae
Gene: DRD3
Product: dopamine receptor D3
Exons: 7
Coding region: 136-1410 (424 amino acids)
Biological process (GO): adenylate cyclase-inhibiting dopamine receptor signaling pathway; adenylate cyclase-activating adrenergic receptor signaling pathway
Cellular component (GO): plasma membrane
Molecular function (GO): dopamine neurotransmitter receptor activity, coupled via Gi/Go; G protein-coupled receptor activity
Source: RefSeq, a predicted model, not a curated record
UUCCGCCCCGCGGCUCCGCGCCGGGAAGGCGGCAGACGGGAGAGGGUCGAGCCGGGAGUCAACGGGACCGGAGACCAGACCGGGACCGAGCUCUGCUCGGCGGCGGCACGGCCCGACGGGCGGGGUGGCAGCCCCAUGGCCCUCUUCACCAGAGCCAGCAGCCAUCCUAACACAACAGACCCCAUUCCCUGUGGGGCAAACAGCACCGCAGAGCCUGAGCUGCCCCAUUCACACGCCUACUACGCCCUCUGCUACUGCAUCUUGAUUCUGGCCAUCAUCUUUGGGAAUGUGCUGGUCUGCUUGGCUGUGCUGAGGGAACGCACCUUGCAAACCACAACCAACUACCUCGUGGUGAGCCUGGCAGUGGCAGAUUUGCUGGUGGCUACUUUGGUGAUGCCAUGGAUGGUGUACCUGGAGGUGACCGGAGGGGUCUGGACGUUCAGCCGUAUCUGUUGCGAUAUCUUCGUCACCAUGGAUGUAAUGAUGUGCACAGCCAGCAUUCUGAACCUCUGUGCCAUCAGCAUUGACAGAUACACCGCAGUGGUGAAACCAGUUCAGUACCAGUACAGCACUGGGCAGAGCUCCUGCAGGAGGGUCUCUCUCAUGAUUGUGAUAGUCUGGAUGCUGGCAUUUGCAGUGUCAUGCCCUCUCCUCUUUGGCUUCAAUACUACAGGAGAUCCCAGUGUCUGUUCCAUAUCCAACCCUAAUUUCGUCAUCUACUCCUCUUUGGUGUCCUUCUACCUCCCCUUCCUGGUGACCCUGCUGCUCUAUGUCCGGAUUUACCUCGUGCUCAGACAGAGGCAAAAGAAGCGAACCCUCACCCGGCAGGGCAGCCAGAGCGCCAGCACCAAACCGUGUUAUGCGCACCAAGAACACAUGGAGAGGAAAGCUUUGCCAAACAGAUGCCAAGGCACAUUUUCCCCCUGUCUCCCACUCAAAUGCACAGGCCAGGAGAUGUCUACGAAGAGGAGGUUGCUGACUGUCUUCAGCCUGCAGCGGUACCGAAGCUUCUGCCACGAGGCAUCCCUCACCAAGGCACCAGGGACUACCCAAACCAGCAGGUGGGAAGAGAGGAGGAGCACGAAGCCAGCAGUGGAGGUACGGAGGCUCAGCAAUGGUAGAACCAUCAGCAGCUUGAGGCUGGCCCAGCAGCAGCCCCGACUGAUCCAGCUGCGGGAAAGGAAGGCUACACAGAUGCUGGCAAUUGUCCUGGGGGCAUUCAUAGUCUGCUGGCUGCCCUUCUUCUUGAUUCACAUCCUCAAUGCCCACUGCCCAUCCUGCCAUGUGCCUCCAGGGCUUUACAGUGCUAGCACCUGGCUCGGAUAUGUCAACAGUGCCCUCAACCCCAUCAUCUACACAACCUUCAACACUGACUUCCGCAAAGCCUUCCUCAAGAUCCUCUGCUGCUGACUGUGGGGCCA